UGUGGAAAACGAGCAACACUUUCACAUUUUGUGUUAGAUUUUCAGCAACACUAGAAGUCUAGAACCCUCUCUAAACCCUUUCAAUGAGUUUCCCGCCAUUACUCUCUCCUCCAGUUCUUCCUUAGCAAAGUGCUUUCGUACUCUUCUUCCCUCAAUCGCCACUGGUGCGAUGAAGACAACAGUUAGUUCAAGGGAUAUACAGGAGAUCGUCACCAAGCUAUCUUCCGAUAAAGUGAAAAUUCGAGAAGAUGGAAUGAAAUUGUUGAAUACAUGGUUAGGAGGUGAAAGGUCGAUAAAUCUCUGUCAAUUUCUCAAUCGUAAGACUGCAAUGCUUAAACCAGAUGAAAUUCCUGGAUCUGAAACUUGGCCGUUUCUUGUCUCUUUGCUGAUUGAUUGCACAAAUAAGGAGAUAUCGGCAAGUAAGAGGCGGUUGCCGAAGUUGAUGUUUGCUAAAACUCUUCGGAUUGUGGUGCAAAGGGCCCAGGAUAGCAAGGGUUAUGGGAACAAUCUUCCGCUUAUUGCGGUUGUGAAGGCUCUCUUUAAUCACAUUUGGGAUGUUUUAAAAGAUGUUCCAAGCUUUCACUCUGAAUACUCUAUUAUCCUGCGGCAUAUUCUGGGAGUCCAAGAUUAUUGUUUUCACAUGAGAAAUCGCGUCUAUUCUGGACUUGUGCGUCUGUACAUGGAAAAAGUUGAACCAAGUGUAAUGGAGGAGGAUUCUUGUCACUCUAAUCAUCCGAAAGAAGAGGUCUUCCGCUGUGUUUUGACACUACAUUCUCUAAUUGAAAAUCCUCCAGGGGAUUUUCCUGAUCAUCUAAGAGAAACAGUAGUUGUGUUCUUUAUUGAGAUCUUUAAAUCUAUGAGGGAGGUUGGGAGGAUUUCGCGCAAGCUAACUGAGUGUCUAAAUUCGUACUUGUUAAAAGAUGGUCCAAAUCUGGGACGUCAGUCCUUGGAUGUUUAUAAAUCUGUGAAGCGGUUUGUAUUUGAUAAUUGGCAUAUUGCUGAUCGUGAGCUCAAGGAGGGUUUCAUUUUGUAUAUGAAGUUACAGCUAAAUUUAAUGAGAGUGAAUGAAGAUGAAGAGGAAGACAAAGAUAAAGACGGUAUCCCUUUAGUGGAACAACUUCUGGAGGUACUUAGUAAGGAGCUAGAUCAAUACAGUAUGCCCAGCAUUGCUGCAUCACGGCCUGACACAUCAAAAGAGGAAAAGUUCGGUAUGUUGGCAUGUACUCAUCGCAGUCUACUGGAGCUAGCAGCACUUGUUUUCUAUCGGGCAUGUACUGGUGUGAUUAAAAGACCAGUAGCUGAAAAACGAGCUAGGAGGGAAAAUGCUGCUGCCUACUUGCAAGAACAGUUGACAAGAGGAAAAUGGUUGUGGCACGCUGUCUUUUGUCAUCUAUGUCAUAGCUAUCAAACUCGCUUACCUGAGGAUCUUUUUGCAUACUGGUUUGAUGGCAUAUGCUCCAGUUUGGAGAGAAUCCUGUUUGAUGCCAAUGUGGAUCAUUCUUAUGACGGUCUGCUGUGGACACUACGGAGCUUACAUCAACUCUCGAUGUUGCUUGUGCCCCUAGUGACUGUAGAGAAGGGCUCGCUGAAGUCACCUUCAAUCUCAAACAAGAUUGUCCGGAGUUGGCAAACAGUGUGGAGCUGCCUUGUACAUGGUUUCCCGAAGUUCAGCAACAUCUCUUCUGUUGCAGAUGCUGCUUUCAGAUUGCUUGGAUAUUUGGUCUCACAUGACAUACUGAAUAUGACAGAAGUACCUCAGGAUGUUUGGGACCUUCAAUGUUUCAGACGUAUCUCAUCUCCGUCUGCUCUGUACUUCAUUUCAUGUUAUUUCUCCAGAAAAGGUUCCCAAGGUGAUUUACGCGACAACUUGUAUCUUAGACAAAAUAUACUGAGAGGAGUUAUGAGUAUUGUCAACACAAGGGAGACUCUCAUGUUGGAUGAGCAUGUGGUUGUACUGUUCCCAGCAGCCAUUUACGCAAUAUGUGUGGGACUUUCUAUUAUUAAAGAUCAUUUUGGAGGGUUUUCAUCUUAUUGCAACGUAGAUGCUGCUGGAAAGGAAGCCGACUGGCUUAGAGUAAUCUAUGGAGAUCAGCAGAAGCAAGAGGAAUCUGAUGAACAUUUUGAUUGUUUUGUCCAUGUCCUUGCAGAAAUCAAUUUCGAUAACCAGAACAAGGUGCCAUUAUCUGGUAACGCUCGAGGUGUGCGUCUCCCACGCCAGCUAAGGGAUUCAUUGCUGAAUGAGAUGGAGAACUGCAUUCUUCAUGAUUUGCUGGACAGAAAGACAGAAAAGAACCUGUCCGACAUCUUUCUUCGUUGUGCACUUUUGUCUAAUUUCCUUUAUGGCUCUGUUUUAACAAGGUUGAAAGACGAGAUAUCGCCUUUCCGUGCAAAACUUGGCAACUGCUUGUCAGAUUUAGUUGAUUCCACUGUUUCAACAGUUCAAGGAUCAGUAAGAGACGUCAAAGCUCAUACAUUCUGGGGUUCAAACCCCAUCUUUGACGGAACUUACUCUGUUGUUGUCUGCUUCAAGAGCUUUCUCAGUUGUCCGAUUUUCAUCGAUGAUGGAAAAGAAGAUACUAUCGACCCUGGGCUACGUAGAUCAAUUGUUCUUUGUAUUGAGAGGCUACUAAAGGCGUUUUCUAGUUUGUACCUAGAAUUUUCUAAUUGUGACCGAAACCUACAAAGUGAGACUGUCAACUCGGAGGUUUCAGGUUAUAGCUCUUCAGAUGAUAAGCCCUUCUCAUUGGGGGGAAGCAAAAGCAAGUUAAUAGACAUGGAUUUAGAUGUGGCUGCUGAUUCUAGUGAUGUUAUUGAUGGGACAACCGGGGCUGGAAAUUUUCUUUCUGGCUCAAGGUUAAAAGUGGACACAUUAUCACUAAUUGCAGGCUGUUUCUCAGUUUUGCCUAUUGCCACAUGGGAUAUUUUGUUUGAUAUUCUAAGUACUGAAAAUGAUUACAAGGUAUGUGAAAAUAUUUUGCACAGACUUUGCCAGAAUCCUCACUGGUCUUCUCCAAUGAAGCUGACUAAUUUGGUUGUUUUGGUGGAUGAAAUUCUUGAGCUUAAAGUGAGCCUAAGGCUUCCUUGCGUUGAUGUCCUAACUACAGUAUGUUGCUUAUUAGCAACGUUGCGUUGCAACGGGAAAGAUGAAGACGGGUUUCUGUCUUUGAAGGAAAGAUCUGAUGAGAAGAGCUUGAUGCCCCUUGGAGAUUUGAUGAACAAAGUGGCCGAGUGUAACUUACUUGAUUGGCUUGGACGUCGAAAGCUGGUUGAUUGUAUUUGUGAUAUAAUUUGUUUAAAUCCUCUGAUUGGCCAGACAAUGAUCCAACGGUUAUUUACAUUGUUGAAGGAUCCUGAUUAUCGAGUGAGGUUUAUUUUAGCUAGAAGAAUUGGUAUACUUUUUCUCACAUGGGAUGGACAUGAUGUGCUUUUUCAGGAUAUCUGCUCCAACUUUGGUCCAAAAUUGAUAAUGUUUUCAAAAGAGAAAGUUGUUACUGAAAAGGAGAUCCGGCGUGAUGAUUAUUCUUCUCAUCCAAUUAUGGAAACCAUCGUCAUCACUCUCAUGCAUGCUGCCUUUCAUAGUGAGAAAGUGGAAUCAGAGGCUGUUUUCAUGAUAUGUGUGAUUUCUGCAAUCGGUUGUUGUCAAAGGCAAUUGGUAAAAACAGUGCUAGAUAAUCUUGCAAGCAGACUCCAUUAUACAUGUCGGUCGAAGUACCUGGAAGAAUUAAUGGGUCAUAUCCUGUUUGGUUGGGUUGCCUGUGGCAUGAGCUUAUUUGCAUUUGUACAGAUAAUGGAUCUUUUUGGUUUAGAUGUUGAGCAAAAUCAUUUUCUGCUCUAUUGUUGUCCAUGGCUUCUACCUGCCCUUGUCCUGCAUGGCGAUAGCGCCAACCUUCAACGCUUAGCCGAGCUUACCAGGCAAUCUGUACCUGUCCUGGUUAGAAGUCACUUUGUCCCAGUCUUUUCCAUCUGUAUGGUGUUGUAUUGUAGCAAAACAGCUGGCUGGGAAAAGGGAUCAGCUGCACUUCAGAGCAAAAUUCUGCACUUUGCUGAGAUCUCUGAGGAUGAAAGGGAUAAGCUUAUAAAGAAACACAUGGUUACUAUAGUCUGUCAAAUCCUCAGUCUUGCUUCCUCUGCAUCAGACACUAUGGUUCCUUUGUUUUCGAGAAAGAUUGUUGACCUUGCAGUACGGACAGUAGUUGAUGGUUUUAUGGAGCUUGACACUCAUCCUUCAGGCGAGGGUGUUGUUGACAAGAUAAAUAUUUUUCGUCCCGAUAGAGUAUUCAUGCUUUUGGUAGAGUUGCAUUACAAAAUAACUGCGGCAGUUCAUGAAAGACAUAGGUCACACCGCUUAGCUGGAAUUGAGGUGCUCAUUAGUAUCCUUGGCCAUAGAGUAGCAGUUCCGAGCACUUCUUGUUACCUGUUCAAUUUGGUUGGUCAAUUAAUCAGUUCUCAGGCUUUGCAAGACCAAUGUUGUCGUAUGAUUUCCAUUUUGCUCAAAAUGUUCAAGACUAAUCCUUCCAGAGAGACAACUCACAUUCUUGGUGAACAGUUGCAGUUUCUGGUGUCAAAACUGGUUGCGUGUUGCAUACCCUUGGGAUCUAAUUCAGAUAAUUCAUGCAGUCCUUCAUCCCAAGUUUUGUCAUUGCUUCACCUCCUGACUGUGGAUUCUGAUCCAUCUCUCCAUGAUUACAUCAGAGAAUUUGAACCAUUCCCCGAGCUAGAGAUCUUUGACAGGAUAAGGAUUUUUCAUCUUGAGUUAUGCAAAGAUUACUCAGCAAGAGAUCACUUUCUGAAGUUUGUAAAGAGAUCUUGCCAUCUCCCGCCAAGAUUACUUCUAUGGAGUCUCCAAGCAUUUCACAGGAAGCUACUUGGUGGGGAGAGUUUCUGUGUUGAGGAGAAUGCUGCUGGAAGCAAUUCUACGGAUAAUAGCUGGCAAUCUGACCUGGAGAUAGUACAAGCUGUCUGGUCACUUGUUCGAAUAUGCGGCUCCCAGGAUGCAGACGCUCGGGCAUUGGUGUCCGAUCUCAUUUCUAAGGUUGGAAUUGGGGAUCCACGUUCAGUGGUUUUCCAUCUACCUGGUAAUUCAGGCCACAUGCAUGUUUGCGGAGCAUCAGAUGGAAACUAUGCGUCUGAAAAUAAAUUUGACUUGGAUGCUGUCACAUCUGAAGAACUGUUGAUUUCGCUAAUAAGGAAUUUGAAGAAAUAUUUGAUGGAUGAUUCUGUGAAAAUAGUUGAUUUAUCAUCGAGAACUCUUCGUGGUUUACUGUCGACUGAAAGAGGCAGUACAAUUUUAGGAUCUUUUGAUUCGUACGAAAAGUCUCUUAUUGAGGUUCAUUCAAAGGGAGUCAAUAUGCAGCUGGUUGAUAAUAUUUUAUUGGAUCUGCAAAAGAAGUUCAGUGCUGAAGGAAAAUCGUUAGAAGAGGCAUCUCUGUGGAAUACAUGUGACAAAACGUUUGAGUCCUGGAUAUGUCCGCUUGUUUACUCGCUGGUUGGGCACUGCAGUGAUAUCACCCUUAGGUUAUGUCAAGAUAUUGUAUUACUGAAGGCUGAAAUUGCUGAACUUUUACUGCCAAGUAUUAUGAUUAAUCUGGCUGGAAGAAAGGAUUUGGCAACUGAUUUUGGCCAUCUAAUCUCUGUCAAGGUAGAGCAGCAUAUACUUGUAGAGACGAAUAAGCUGACGAAGUCUAUUCAGGUGAUGUUGGAUGUGCUAAAUGAACUGCGACUGUGCAAUGUAAUGGAGAGAGCCGGUUCGGGUCCACUGUCUAAUAAAAAGGAAAUUGUGAAGGCUUCUCGGUCUUCUUCCGGGCAAGGUGCAAAAUCUCGGGCAUCUUUGAAGGCCCGAGGAUCAGCCACUGCACAUAGUACCUUGUUAAUCUCCACUCUGUUGUGGGAUAAGGUUUACUGGCUCAAUAUUGAUUACCUUACUGUGGCAAAGUCGGCAAUUUUCUGUGGGUCAUAUUUUACUGCUAUGCUGUAUGUUGAGUACUGGUGUGAAGACCAUUUCAAUAACCUUACACUUGGAAAGCCUGAUUUUUCUCAUGUUGAAACGUUGCCAAAACAUAUUGAGUUACUGCUCUCAGCUCUCACACGGAUAAAUGAGCCUGAUGGUUUAUAUGGGAUUAUUCAAUCCCACAAGUUGACCUCUCAAAUUUUGACCUUUGAACAUGAGGGCAACUGGAGCAAGGCUCUCAAAUAUUAUGAUUUACAAGUGAGGUUAGAGACAUUGGAGAAUUAUCAAAAGUACUCAACUGAUGAAAGCUCCCGAGCAGCUUCUUGUGCGUCCUUAUCGGAAACAGACCUAGCGGUGAAACUAAGAAAUCCUUACAAAGGGGUCAUUAGAUCUCUGCAACAAAUCGGUUGUUCCCAUAUCCUUGAUCUGUAUUGUCAAGGAUUGGCUUCUUGUAGAGGGGAGUUCCAACAUGAUUUAGAGUUUGUAGAACUGCAGUAUGAGGCCGCUUGGCGUUCUGGCAAUUGGGACUUCUCUAUGUUUAACAUAGGAGACACUUCUAUAGCUGCAAACCAGUUUACAAGAAGUGACCGUUUCAAUCAAAACCUGCAUAGUUGUUUGAGGGCAUUGCAAGAAGGAGAUUCCCGUGAGUAUUAUAAAGAAUUGAAGGAUUCCAAGCAGGAUCUUGCAUUGUCUCUUUAUCAUGCAAGUGAGGAGAGCACAGAGUGCAUCUACUCAACCAUAGUUAAACUACAGAUCCUUGAUCAUCUUGGUAUGACAUGGGAUUUGAGAUGGAGACCAUUGAGCAGAAGUACAAGUUCGUUGCGAGAAAAGCGUAGUGUGCUUUCUGAACCCGCUAUUCCAGCCUUGGAAGAGUUGUCGAGCUUGAAUACACAAUGGAAUUACAUCGUGAAGCAGACACAACUACACAUGAACUUGUUAGAGCCGUUUGUGGCGUUCCGGAAAGUCUUGCUUCACAUUUUGGGUUGUAAGGACUGUACAGUCCAGCAUCUUCUGCGAUCUUCAUCUGUUCUUCGCAAGGGUACCAUGUUCUCUCAAGCUGCUGCAUCUUUACAUGAAUUCAAAUUUAUGUGCAUCGAGUUGGGUGGCCAAAAUACAAGUUUGUACUGGCAUGGCAGGCUUGAAGAGGCCAAACUUCUGAGAGCACAAGGUCGGCAAGAGAUGGCCAUCAACCUUGCAAAAUAUAUUGCUGAAGAGAACCAAUCAAAUGAAGAUGCAUCAGAUGUACAUCGUUUGGUUGGCAAGUGGCUUGCAGAAACUCGUUCUAGCAACUCGAGGACAAUAUUGGAGAAAUACUUGAAGCGUGCUGUGACCUUUGCCGAGGAACUCAAAGCUGUCAACAGGAAAUCUGUGGACAAGAAGUGCCAGACACAUUUCCAUCUUGCACAUUAUGCGGAUGCUCUAUUUAGAAGUCAUGAAGAAAGGCUAAAUUCCAGCGAAUGGCAAGCUGCUUUGCGUUUGAGGAAACACAAGAAACUGGAAAUGGAAGCUCUCGUAAAGAGAUUCAGGAGUUCAACAAAGGGGGAGAAAACAGAUUAUUCACUAAAAAUACAGGAGCUGCAAAGGCAACUUACUUUAGACACUGAGGUGGCUGAAAAAUUACAGGAUGAUAGAGACAAUUUUCUUAACCUGGCACUGGAUGGGUAUAAACAUUGCCUCGUCUUAGGGGAGAAGUAUGAUGUCAGAGUGGUAUUCCGACUUGUUUCAAUCUGGUUUGGCCUCUCUUCUAGGCAAAAUGUUAUCAAGGCAAUGGCUAACACUGUUAAUGAGGUGCAGUCGUACAAGUUUAUACCGCUUGUCUACCAGAUUGCAUCUAGGAUGGGCAGCACAAAAGAGGUUCAAGGCCCUCAUAGCUUUCAGUUCGCUUUGGCUUCUCUUGUGAAGAAAAUGGCCAUUGAGCACCCGUAUCACACCAUACUGCAGCUCCUGGCUCUUGCCAAUGGUGACCGAAUAAAGGACAAACAACGCAGUAGAAAUUCAUAUGUGGUUGAUAUAGAUAAAAAGGUUGCUGCUGAAAAUCUUUUGAAAGAAUUACAAGCACAUCAUGGGAACAUUAUUAGACAGAUGAAACAACUGGUGGAGAUCUAUAUUAGACUUGCAGAGUUAGAGACAAAGAGAGAGGAUACCAACAAGAAGGUUAGCCUUCCAAGAGAUAUUCGAAGUGUUCGGGAACUCGAACUUGUACCGGUAUUGACGUCCAAUAUCUCUGUCGACCGUAGUUGUCAAUACAGUGAAGGGACGUUUCCUCACUUCAAAGGAUUGGGUGAUUCUGUUGUAGUGAUGAAUGGUAUUAAUGCUCCAAAAGUGGUUGAGUGCUACGGUUCUGAUGGUAAAACAUAUAGGCAAUUGGCAAAAUCUGGAAAUGAUGAUCUAAGACAAGAUGCGGUUAUGGAGCAAUUUUUUGGCUUGGUUAACACAUUUUUACACAAUAAUCAAGACACAUGGAAAAGAAAAUUAGGAGUACGCACAUAUAAGGUUGUCCCUUUUACUCCUAGUGCUGGUAUUCUUGAGUGGGUAGAUGGUACUCUUCCCCUGGGUGAAUAUCUUAUAGGAAGCUCGCGCAAUGGAGGAUUACAUGGGCGCUAUGGUGCAGGAGAUUGGUCAUUUUCUAAAUGCCGGGAGCAUAUGAUGAAUGUGAAAGACAAACGCAAGGCAUUUCAGGAUGUCUCUGAAAACUUCAGGCCUGUCAUGCAUUUCUUCUUCCUUGAAAGAUUUUUGCAGCCAGCUGAUUGGUUUGAGAAAAGGUUGGCUUACACUCGAAGUGUCGCAGCCAGCUCAAUGGUAGGCUACAUUGUUGGACUGGGAGAUCGACAUUCUAUGAACAUCUUAAUUGAUCAGGUUACUGCAGAAGUUGUUCAUAUUGAUCUUGGUGUAGCUUUUGAACAAGGCUUGAUGCUUAAAACACCAGAGCGGGUACCAUUCAGACUUACCCGAGACAUAAUAGAUGGGAUGGGCGUGACCGGAGUUGAAGGUGUUUUCAGAAGAUGUUGUGAGGAAACACUUGCCGUGAUGCGGACAAAUAAAGAAGCUCUCCUGACUAUUAUUGAAGUAUUCAUCCACGACCCUCUUUAUAAAUGGGCUCUAUCUCCACUUAAGGCAUUACAGAGGCAAAAGGAAACAGAGGAUGAUUUAGAGACUAGCUGGGAAGACUCGCAAGAUGAAUGUGAGGGGAAUAAGGAUGCUGCACGUGCACUGAUGCGUGUUAAACAGAAACUAGAUGGAUAUGAGGAUGGUGAAAUGAGAAGUGUUCAUGGACAGGUUCAACAGCUGAUCCAAGAUGCAAUUGACCCAGAGAGGCUAUGCCACAUGUUCCCCGGGUGGGGUGCAUGGAUGUGAAUACACAAGUAAUUAGCCCUCAAAUUUCUUUGUAUAGUUCUGUAUAUCUUUUUAGUGAGUAAAUCAGUAAAUGUGACCAUAUUGAUUAUUGAGGCUGUAUAUGUAUUCAAAGGUGCUGAUCUAACGAGUUAGAGAAACGUACAGUGAGGUUCAUUCUUUUUUGGGUACGAACCUUGUAUUUAUGAUGUAAACGAAUCUCAUUGUAAUCAAAGUAAACGUUGUCCUCGGCCUCUUGCCUUGAGAUACC
Molecule: messenger RNA, 9548 nt
Organism: Spinacia oleracea (spinach)
Lineage: Eukaryota; Viridiplantae; Streptophyta; Magnoliopsida; Caryophyllales; Amaranthaceae
Product: serine/threonine-protein kinase ATM
Exons: 79
Coding region: 170-9301 (3043 amino acids)
Biological process (GO): DNA repair
Molecular function (GO): protein serine/threonine kinase activity; protein binding
Source: RefSeq, a predicted model, not a curated record